CGCUAUUUUCGGCUUCGAACCGAUAUGGAUAAAGGUACCCCACAGAGCAGACGAUGCGCCACUCGCCGCUUUCGGUCUCUUGUACAACGUUCGUCCCUAAGAGAUCGUCGCCGAUCUAUUGAGCCAUCCAACUCUGAACGAAAGAAACGCUAAUAACAAUCCUUCAAAAUGUGCGACGAUGAUGUUGCGGCGCUCGUCGUGGACAAUGGUUCAGGUAUGUGCAAAGCGGGAUUCGCAGGAGAUGAUGCACCACGAGCUGUCUUUCCUAGUAUUGUUGGUAGACCACGUCAUCAGGGUGUGAUGGUCGGUAUGGGUCAAAAAGACAGCUACGUUGGCGACGAAGCGCAAAGCAAAAGGGGUAUCCUUACUCUAAAGUAUCCUAUAGAGCACGGUAUCAUCACCAAUUGGGAUGACAUGGAAAAAAUCUGGCAUCACACCUUCUACAACGAACUUCGCGUCGCUCCAGAGGAACAUCCCGUUCUCCUUACCGAAGCUCCGCUCAAUCCUAAGGCUAAUCGCGAAAAAAUGACACAAAUUAUGUUCGAAACCUUCAAUAGCCCAGCCAUGUACGUUGCCAUUCAGGCAGUUCUUUCCCUGUACGCCUCCGGUCGUACCACGGGUAUCGUAUUGGACUCUGGCGAUGGUGUAUCUCAUACCGUCCCUAUCUACGAAGGUUAUGCUCUUCCUCAUGCCAUCUUACGUUUGGACUUGGCCGGUCGUGAUCUAACCGACUAUCUCAUGAAGAUCCUAACCGAAAGGGGAUACUCAUUUACAACCACGGCCGAGCGAGAAAUCGUUCGUGACAUCAAGGAGAAGCUUUGCUAUGUUGCAUUGGACUUUGAACAAGAAAUGGCGACCGCAGCUGCCAGUACUUCUCUUGAAAAGAGCUAUGAACUGCCCGACGGACAGGUCAUUACUAUCGGCAACGAGAGGUUCCGUUGCCCAGAAGCACUUUUCCAACCUUCCUUUUUGGGUAUGGAAUCCUGCGGUAUUCACGAAACUGUCUACAACUCCAUAAUGAAGUGCGACGUCGACAUUCGUAAGGAUCUCUACGCCAAUACUGUACUAUCCGGUGGUACCACCAUGUAUCCUGGUAUCGCCGAUCGUAUGCAGAAGGAAAUCACUGCCCUCGCACCCUCGACUAUCAAGAUCAAGAUCAUAGCACCUCCCGAAAGGAAAUACUCCGUAUGGAUCGGUGGUUCCAUCCUUGCUUCCUUAUCCACCUUCCAACAGAUGUGGAUCUCGAAGCAGGAGUACGACGAGUCUGGCCCUGGCAUCGUUCACCGCAAAUGCUUCUAAAGAAAAUAAUUCUAUCAUUAAUCCGUAUCUUCGAAAUCCAUUUUCAUAUUUUUUCUUAUUAUCCUUUCCUUUCUUUUCUCUUCUUUUCGUUUCUUUUUCUUUCUUUUUUCUUUUUCCUCCUUUUUUUGUUAAUUAUGACACAUCUUUUCCCAUAAAUGUUCGCUGUAUUCGCAAUUUGGACAAACCGAAUGUCCAGGGAGAAAACGAAAUGAUGAAGAAAAGAA
Vespa mandarinia (Asian giant hornet) is the source of this 1523-nucleotide messenger RNA. Its product is annotated as actin, muscle. The record is from RefSeq and is a predicted model, not a curated record. Lineage: Eukaryota; Metazoa; Arthropoda; Insecta; Hymenoptera; Vespidae.